AUGCUGGACGCGGGCGGGGCGGACGCGGGCGCGCGCGCGCCUCGAAUCUCCCUGCGCGCGCUCGACGACGGCGACGCGCGGGAGGUCGAGCGCCUCGGUCGAGCGCUCGUGGGUGAUUUAGGAUGGUUCGAGCUCGAUUGUCGAGGGGCUCGGUGGGGCACGAACGUGCUCGAGCGCGCGUACGAGGCGUCGAAGGCGUUCUUUAAUCUGAGCGAUGCGACGAAGUCGACGUACGUGCACACGCAGUACGCGAACGAGAGCGGCGGGUACGUGCCGAUGUUCGAGGAGUACGCCUAUCGCGCCGAGACGGCGGCGAGACUGGAAUCGUUCGAUGUCGCGAGGGAAAUAGAGAGCGCGGAGGCGCGAGAGGGCGUGCGGGUAGAGAGAGGGAGGGAAAAAUCGGUGGGCCUAGGACCGGUGGAUUGGCCGGUGGAGGUACCGGAGAUGCGAACGGCGUUACGGGAUUUCCGGCUCGCGUGCGACGAGACGGCAAAAAUACUUCUUCGCUCGUUCGCGCUCGCGCUGAAGAUGGACGACGAGGAUGUAUUCCUCAGAGAAUUUGGUGAUUAUGCGCACUGUUUCAUGCGAGUGAUGCGGUACCCCGCUGAAGAAGCAUCAACGUCCACGUCAACAGUUUGCGCUGACGACUCCAAGAGACGCGCCACGAAGCGCCAUCGACGAGACGGAAAAGUUGAGAUUGUCGGCAUUGCCGAGCACACCGAUUUUGAAUUUUUCACUCUUUUGCAUCAAACGUGCGAGGGGUUGGAAUUGCGCGCGAGGAAGGACGGCGCGUGGCAUUUAGCGGCGGCUUACGGCGAAAAGCAUGAGGCGAUUUUCACGGUGAUCCUUGCGGACGCCUUUGAAAUACUCACAAACGGUGUCGUCCGGGCGACGCCGCAUCGCGUACGACCAUCUAGCGUUAAAGAUAGAUACUCGCUCGUUCGGUUCAAUGGAUUGAACCACGACGCGAAGAUAGCGCCAUUGCCGUGUUUUGGCGAGCCCAAGUUUGCGCCCAGAACGCAGGGCGAUCACGUCGGUGAGCAAGUCUCCAGGGCGGCGGAUAAUUUGGGACAAAUGCUGCAGAACGGGACUUUCCCGAAAUCAACGCUCACUGAACCGCCGAAGCGUUUCGCACAGAUGAUUGUCUUGGAUGUCGUCAAUAGACGAGUGCUAUUGGGUAAACAUCUGCGGGGUGAGUUCGAGAAUCGUUACACCGGUUUCAUCGCUUCAGUAAAUCACGAAGAGGAACUCACACCAAUCGAUGUCGCGAGAACGACUGCGCUGUUGGGUGCGGGUCUGAAUCCUUUGGCGUGCGAUGCACUCACGGGAUCUGACCUCGUGGAAGUUGGACGCUUCGUCUUUCGCGGGUGGAUAGACAACGCCGUCGCUAUCGAGCACGAGUUCGUCGCGGCGUUUCGUCGCGAGAGUGACUUGCGAGAACUCUUCGCCUCAACGGAGCUGACUUCUGACGUCGCGGUAACGUACCACUGGUUUGAUUUAGAUCAAAUUCCAUACGAUGAAAUGCCCGAGGACGAUGCGGUGUGGUAUCCUUGCUGUCUCGCUCGUUGGGUGGAGGAGGGCGCAGCCGAGGGAAUCAAGCCGAGGGAAUCAACGCAACUUCACAUUGGUCACUUCGAAUUCGAUCGAGACACCGGCGAAAUGACCGGUAGUGAAAUUCGUAAAGUGACUUACGUGCAGCCAACUUUCGUGGCUGUUCGUCGCCUGCUCGAUCGCAAAAAUUAA
This is a messenger RNA of Ostreococcus tauri, 1743 nucleotides long. Its product is annotated as Oxoglutarate/iron-dependent dioxygenase. Lineage: Eukaryota; Viridiplantae; Chlorophyta; Mamiellophyceae; Mamiellales; Bathycoccaceae. The record is from RefSeq and is a predicted model, not a curated record. Bases 1 to 1743 code for a protein of 580 amino acids. Gene Ontology annotation, molecular function: dioxygenase activity. The transcript has a single exon.